Molecule: messenger RNA, 5098 nt
Organism: Astyanax mexicanus (Mexican tetra)
Lineage: Eukaryota; Metazoa; Chordata; Actinopteri; Characiformes; Acestrorhamphidae
Gene: ankrd27
Product: ankyrin repeat domain 27 (VPS9 domain)
Exons: 29
Coding region: 63-3497 (1144 amino acids)
Biological process (GO): early endosome to late endosome transport; neuron projection morphogenesis
Cellular component (GO): transport vesicle; late endosome; early endosome
Molecular function (GO): SNARE binding; guanyl-nucleotide exchange factor activity
Source: RefSeq, a predicted model, not a curated record
CUGAAUGUGUGAGUUUCUGAAUGUUAUGACUGCCUAGACUGGACUCUAGAAAGGUUUGCCCAAUGGCUCUCUCGUUUUUGAUCCGUCAUAUAAAGGGCCUGAAGAUGAGGCUAUUUUCUGUAUCGCAAGCCCUCUUCAAUCGCCAAAAACAAGCGUCCGAGUGGCGGGUCCAUAUGGCUGUGUAUGAUGAGAACAUUCUGAAGAAUCCCUUUUAUCUGGCACUGGAGAAGCAAAGACCAGACCUGUGCAGCCGAGUGGCAGAAGUGCAUGGCAUUGUCUUGGUUCCAUGUCGUGGAAGUUUAUCGGGUGGUUCAUACACAGCAGCACAAUUUGAGAACAAUGUACUCCUGCCUGCAGAACAGGGAUAUCAGACAGUUGAUGGGAAGGAGGUUUCCAUAGAGAAUAACCAAGUGAAUUUGGGAUCAGGGUUUCUGAACUCUGCCUCUGUUCCCAUUCUGUUUGAGGAAACUUUCUACAAUGAGAAAGAACAGGCCUACAGUAUCCUGUGCAUCAGUCGACCCAUUGACUGUGAGCCAAGCCCAGUGGAGGUGAGUCCUGUCCCUGGACUGUACUGCUUGAAGAAUGUGGAGGAGGUGAAGGAAUUCCUGGGCCGCCAUGCCGAGAAACUGGAUAAGUUCAUUGCUGCGUUUUGUAGCUCCUUCAAAGAGCUGGAUAGAAAGGGCCUCCGCCAUCACAUAGAUGCCGUACAUAGUCUGUACAUAAAGUGUCUUCAGUGCUUGCUGAGGGAUUCUCGUCUGAAGGUGCUGACCAAACAGGAGCUUCAGAUGGCACUGCUUAAACAAGCAGUGGAGAUGUACAUACAUCAUGGUAUCCAUGAUUUUCUCUUUAGUUAUGUUGGAACUCUUGAAGCAAGCCAGGAUGCUGCAUUCAAUAAAACAGCAAGAGGACUGCAGGAUCUGCAGCAGAAAGAUAUUGGUGUUAAGUCAGAAUUCAGUAUAAAUAUUCCACGUGCGAAGAGGGAAUUGAAUCAGCUCAACCGUUGCACUUCUCCUCAGCAGAAGCUGCUUUGCCUCAGGAAGGUCGCCCUCACUAUUAUGCAGUCGCCCAGUCGCACAGUUAAUUUGGAGGCAAUAUGUGCAGAUGAUCUCCUUUCAGUUAUUCUUUAUCUGCUGGUAAAAACAGAGAUUCCAAAUUGGAUGGCAAAUCUUAGCUACAUAAAGAACUUCCAUUUCUGCAACUCUGUCAAGGAUGACCUGAGUUACUGCCUGACCUCGUUUGAGGCAGCUGUGGAGUACAUCAGCCAAGGCAACCUUAGUCAAGAUCCCACGGGAUCAGGGGAGCUGAAUGACAAGCUUUUCUUCAGACAGAAGAUGAAUCUUCUUUCUCAGAGUUCCUCUACACCUAUAGACUGCUUGUUUGAGCACAUAGCAAAUGGCAAUGAGGUGGAGGUGCAACGCUUGCUUAGUGAAGGCGAGAGUGAGGAAGACAGGAGGCAAAUGUGUCACCCGCUCUGUUCCUGUGAUGCAUGUGAUCUGCGGGUGUCGGGUAGAUUAAAUGACCCCUAUAUAGUCACUCCAUAUUCCCGGGAUGACCGUGGCUACACUCCUCUUCAUGUUGCUGCUAUAUGUGGUCAGUCUCUUUUGAUUGACCUGUUGGUGUCAAAGGGAGCUCCGGUAAACGCCACAGACUACCACAGUCUCACACCUCUGCAUCUUUCCUGCCAGAAGGGGUACCAGGGAGUCACGCUGCUGCUGUUGCACUAUAAGGCAAACACAGAUGCUCAGGACAAUAAUGGAAACACUCCUUUGCACCUGGCCUGCAUGUAUGGCCAUGAGGAUUGUGUAAAGGCUCUGGUUUACUAUGACAUGCACACAUGCCAGCUGAAUGUACAGAAUGAUAAAGGCGACACAGCACUACACAUUGCAGCACGGUGGGGCUACGAGGGCAUCAUAGAGGUGCUAUUAGAAAACGGUGCCUCCACUCUUAAUCACAACAAGGCAAACCAGACACCACUGCACUGCGCACUCAACUCCAAGAUUCUGUCUGUUCUGGAGAGUACACGCAAUGGCGCUAGUAAAAAGGAGAGUGCGUUUGAGUCUCCUAGCCAUUCCCCGCAGCCCUCUGACUGCAGCAGUCGGCGCUCCUCUAUAUCCAGUACCUGCUCUCUGCUCUCUUUGGACACACGGCCAGAAGGUGACAAUGUUCGUCACAAAGAGGUGGAGAAGCUGCUGCGGGCAGUGGCAGAUGGAGAUGUUGAAAUGGUGCGUUACCUGCUGGAGUGGCUAGACGAGGAGCCAGAGGAAGAUGAAAAAGCCGAGAUGCCAGAUAAAACAGAAUUGUGCCACCCCCUGUGUCAGUGUCCAAACUGUGAGCCUACUCAAAAGUUAUCUACCCUGCAGUCAGAUGGGCUGGGUGUGAACAGUAGCAGUGUGGAUGGGUUCACUCCCCUGCAUGUGGCAGCGCUGCAUGGACACACAGCACUGGUCUCUUUGCUCAUCCGCCAUGGAGCCAACAUCAACUCCCGUAAUGGCCAGAGUGCCACGCCCCUCCACUUGGCCUGCCAGAACAGCCACAUACAGGUUGUGACCUCACUUGUGGAAUGCAAUGCCAAGUUGAAUAAAAGGGAUCAGUUUGGGAACACUCCUCUGAUUCAAGCCUGUCUAAAGGGACAUGAGCAGACAGUGGAAGUCCUACUUGAGAGUGGUGCCUCAGUGAAUCUGGCUAAUAACCAGGGUAAUACAGCCAUACAUGAAGCAGUUAGGGGAGGACACCAGGCUCUAGUAGAGCUCCUACUGCAAGCUGGUGCUCUCACACACCUCAGAAACAAGAGACAGAGGACGCCCCUCGACUGUGCACAAGAGACGGCUAGCAAGAACACAUUAAUCCUGAAGAUUCUACAGAAAGCAUGUGACCCCCAUCCUGACGCUAAUCCUGUUAGACAGUCCUGCAUGCCCCAAGAAGCUCUGGGCAGAACGCCUUCUCUUGUCCAGAGGAUGAAACAACACAAGGGCCCUGACCAGGGGAGAAGAGAGAGAGACGAGUUAUCACACAGAAUACAGCAGAUGAAGAAGUCUGUUCACCAGGAUGGAACCAUUACCUACACAGAAUCUCCAAGACUGGGUGGCAGGAGUGGUAAGAGGCGACUCCAGAGGGGAGAGACUGUGGAUGGCUCCGGUCCAUUCACUCAUCCUGCUGAACACUCCGCAUCAUCUCAGCAGGGCCCCCAGAACCAGACCAAAAGCCUGACCCGCUGCCACACUAUCCAUCAGGACCUGGCUCACAGCACUCCACUGGUUCUGGAGCAAACAGACUGCAGCUCCUCUAUGGACAAGAUGGCUGAAAGUGGUGUUAAUGGUCCUCAAGACCCCUCCUCUGCCCUCAGUGACCUCUCUCCCAACUGCACACCUGAACCUGAGCAGGUUAACGGGGAGUCUGUGGAGAUUGGGCAGGCCUGCAUGGAGGAAGACGAGGAAAUGCAGCACAUGAGGAAGAACUCUGAUACUGCUUUCACAGAGAUGGAUAAUGUUGUGCUCUGAGGAUCCUCUGAGGCCUCUCUCCUGAAUGUCCACCUGAUGCAAGGUGAAGAUCACUAGAAACUUUUGUGUUCAGCCGUGCUUUUGAACAUCUUGCUCAGCUAGUUUAAUGGGCUUGCUUAAGUCAGUGUUACUAAACUCAUCCCAACAGCUUCUCACUGACUGGAACAGUUCAUUUAGUUCAGAACAGCUUUUUUAAAUGCUAAGCUUGUGAUUUAAGGCCACUCAGUUCAGUUGCUUAAUUGAACUUGUGUGAAAUAAACUCAGAAUGGUCUGCUGGCUGUUAAGUUGAGGGGAUGUGAGAAUAGACAUAGGAACACUUGACGCCUGGCUUGUUUUUCUGUCAUAUAAAGGGAAAUUGAAAGGCUUCUAGCUAUUGUGACUUCUUUAGCUAACUCAGAUUGAAUAGGGAUUACCUGUCAAUCAGGAAUCAAAAGUCCAAAAGUGUAGCAUGUGAUGAAAGAUGCUGUAGAAUGCCUGCACAUCUCAGUUGUACUGAAAGAACUUUUCAGAUUGAGUUUAGCCUGCAAUUUCAUUUUACCAGCACUUUUAUCUUCUGCUUGUUCAAGCGUAUCAAAGCAGCAUAAAAAGGGAUGGUUAGGCAUAAGCUUUACUGUGUUUUUUGUUUGAUUGUUUUUUUUCCCAUUUUAUUUUGGUGUCAAAUCUAAUAUGCUUAAGUUUGGGUGGCUUAGGCAACACUUACAGAAGCUUGAAACUGACUUGAUUGAGUGAGCAACUGUGUGAUCGAGUUGACAGUAAUUCACAGUAAUGUGUUAUUGAUUUUUCCACAGGUUUUAAUUUCAGAUAUUUUUUUAUUGUUAUAUUUAAUUUCUAAUUUCUUUGUAAAUGGGUAUAUUUCUCCUAGUUUAGCAUAAGACAUUUUAGUAAUAUUUUCCAAAUUCUUAUGUAUUUUGAAUGACUGUGUUCAAAAGGCAAAACAAAUACUAAAUGUAUUUUACUGGUCUAGAUCCCACAGGCAUCUUAAUUCUAAAUGAUCUCAAAUGUUUUUUAUUAGAAACUAUUUUAAUUAAUUUAAUUUGGAAUGAUCGGAAAAUUUCAAUCAAAUGUAAUGAUUGAAAAGCCUGUUUACAUGUCUAACUGUGCCAGAUCCACACACGUGGGACUGAAAGCUACACAGUCACACAGAGGAUGUAUAAAGCAAGAGCAACCAUUUACUGGUUCCUACAGAAUCACCUGUUCCAGCUUUAAAUGUGUUCAUGUAUACAUAUAUACAGCAUUCUUGACCACUGUUGUAUUUCGGAUGCACUUUACUUCUUCUACAAAAAUAAUAUAUUCAGCUAGUCUUAAAAUGGGAUUAUUAGAUAGUUGACCCAUAGUGUGACAUAGUGGUUUCAAUUGACUUGUGUGGAAAACAGGUCCCUGUUUAAAAAAAGAUCCCAUAACUUGUCAAUAAUUCAUUUGUCACAGACAGUGAUGCAACAUUUUUUUUGUUAUAGAAUUGAUAAACAGUCUUGAAAGAAAAUCAUAAUUAUUUUUAUAUGUGUCAGUUUAAACUUUAUUUUCUGUAAGAUGCAGUGACUGUGCCUUAUUUGUGUAAAAAUAACCUAUAAUAAACCCAUAAUCCAAUGGAUGUUAAUAAUGAA